GUUCCCCUCCCCAACCCGCAAACCCUAUUGAUUGACUGCAUGCCUUUGUCGGCGCAUGUAUCAGAGUAUAAUUGUGCAAUCAGCUGAAUCGGCGCUUCUCGAAACUGACACUGCCAUUCAAUCUCGGAUUCUCCCAGCGCGUGCGCCCCUCCAUCGUCAGACCGUCAACGACGCGUGUAGUUCAAGAUGGGGAAGUUAAUACGACUCGAGCUUUCUAGUAUGCUGGUCGCAUCAAUCAUGCAAAAUUCUAGCUGACUGCUCUUAGAUUUCAAGUCUUACAAAGGGCACCACAUCCUCCUCUUCGGUGAUUCCUACUUUACCUCCAUAAUUGGUCCCAAUGGCUCCGGAAAGUCCAAUUCGUAGGUUAUUGAGUCCAAAUUAUAAUCGCGCCUCUGACACAUUGGACAGUAUGGAUGCUAUUUCCUUCGUUCUCGGUAUAAAAGCAUCCCAUCUUCGUUCGGCGCAUCUGAAAGACCUCAUUUAUCGCGGCAGGGUGUUGAAGACCUCGAAAAUCAACGACGAUGGAUCGGCCGCUGCCCCUGCAGCAAAUGGACAUGCCAAUGGAGAUGCAGAUGGAGAGUCACAAUCCCAGCCAGCCGCCCGAAAUGACCCUAAAACCGCCUGGGUGAUGGCAGUCUACGAAGAUGAUGCCGGAGACGAGCAGAAAUGGAAGAGGCAGAUCAACAGCAACGGUUCCAGUGAAUAUAAGAUCAACGAUCGGAAUGUCACCGCGCAGCAAUACAAUGAAGCUCUGGAGGCAGAAAACAUCCUGAUGAAAGCUAGAAACUUCUUGGUUUUCCAGGGCGAUGUGGAGGCGAUCGCGUCGCAGUCACCGAAAGACCUCACUAAGUUGAUUGAGUUAGUCUCUGGUAGUUUGGAAUACAAGGCGGAGUACGAGCGACUGCAAGAAGAAGCAGAACAGGCAGCGGAGAACCAGAAUUAUAAUCUCCACCGGCGCCGUGGUAUCAACUCGGAAAUCAAGCAAUAUCAGGAGCAGAAGAAGGAAGCAGAGGCAUUUCAAAACAAGCAGGAUGAGAGGGACGAUGCAAUAGUUCAGCACAUACUUUGGAAACUGUAUCAUUUUCAACAAGUUAUAGAUGAGUCAACCUCUAGCAUCAGCGAACAUCAGAACAAUCUGCAAGAGUUUCGACGGGGAGUAGCAAAGUAUGAGACCCAGCUCGAGAACGCACGCAAAGAAUCAGCAGAAGUGUCUAAGAAAGUCGCGAAGGUUGAGAAGAGCAUCAAGAAGAAGGAAAAGGAGGUCGAAGAGAAAGAAAAUAGCUUGGUCCCUAUUGACGAGAAGAUCGGCCUUACCAACAAUCAAAUCGAGAAGCUUAGGCGGCGGUUGACAACUUUGGUCAAAGAGCGACAAGAAAUCAAGGAAAAGAUUGAAAGCUCGCAGAAGCAGUUAGCGAUCGUUGAGAAGGCUCAGAAACAGUUUGAGAAGAAGUGGGAGGAGUCACUCAAGCAGCAAGGCAAACAACUCAACGAGGACGAUCUUAAAGAGUAUAACACUCUGAGAUCCCAAGUCAUCACCAAAACCUCCAAGAACCAGUCAAAAUUGGACAACUUCUUACGUCAAAUGAAAACUGAUGAAGUUACCUUCAACAGUCUCAAAGGAAAAAUAGAAAACCUUGAAGCAACAACGCAUAAAGUCGAGGAAGAGAUCACUAGUAUCGAAGAGCGCAAAGAAGCUACCAAGUCUGCUGUCAGAGAAAUUUCCCAGGAAAUCGACACCAAAAAGAAGGAGUUCAACAACAUACAAUCCGAGCGAGUUCGGGUGAACCAGGUUCGCACGGAACUUGAUGAAAAGUUACAAGAAGUUCUCAAAACUUUGCAGGAUGCUGACGCUGGCGCAAGGCAAAAUGACAAGGAAGCUAGGACCAGAGAAAUGAUCGUGUCUUUGAAGAGAAUCUUCCCUGGAGUUCGCGGCCGUAUAGGAGAGCUUUGCAAGCCAAAACAAAAGAAAUUUGAUGAGGCUGUCAUCACUGCACUUGGUCGAGACUUUGAUUCAGUAGUUGUGGAUACCGAGAAAAUUGGCUCUGAAUGCGUCAAUUACCUCAAAGACCAGCACUUCUCACCGAUGACGUUCAUUCCUCUCGAUAACAUCAAAGUCACAGCUGUCGAUUCGAGUUUGAAAAGCUUGAAUAAAGCUCGACUUACUAUUGACACAAUCACUUUCGAUUCAUCUCUUGAGCGUGCUAUGGCAUUUGCCUGUGGAAGUUCUAUUGUUUGUGAUGAUAUGGAAACUGCAAAGAAUAUAUGCUUCAAAAAGAACAUACAAGUCAAGGCCGUGACUCUUGGAGGAUCGGUCAUUCACAAAGCUGGAUUGAUGUCUGGUGGAAAGGGACCAGAUAGGGGCAGCAAACGAAAAUUCGAAGACCAGGACAUUGAGCUUUUAAGGAAACAACAAGCAAUGUAUCGCGAACAAAUUGAGGCUCUUCCAAAUCUCAGUCGGCGGGGUGCAGCGGAAGAGCUUUUGCAAAAUGAUCUCAAUGGACUUGAACAGAGAUUGGCGUACGCAAAGAGCGAGCUUGCUUCUUUUGAGCGCAACUUGAAAGACCUUCGAAAGGAACUUUCCCACGAGAAGCGCCAAUUGGCAGAGAUGAAACCAAAGUAUGAAGAAAAGAAGAACGAGCUCGAGUCAAUUCAACAGACCGUGGAGGAAUUUCAAGCAGCUGUUUCCAAAGUUGAAGAUGAUAUUUUCAAAGACUUUUGCAAAAGACUUGGUUAUUCGGAUGUGCGGAGCUACGAGGCGCAGCAAGGUUCCUUGGAACAAGAAGCUGCUGAGAAGAGGACUGAGUUCAAGGUUCAGAAGAUGCGCCUGCAGCAAGGCUUGAACUGGGAGUCCAGCCAGUUCAAUGAAAUUGACGGGAGAGUCAAGAAGAUGGAAACCCAGAUAGAAAGCUAUGAGAACGAUAUCGAAACAUACACCGCUGAGAAGACUGCCCUUGAAGAGGCGAUUGACCGGGACAGAGCACAGCAGACAGCUUUGGAAGACGAACUUCAGAAGCAAAAGGAAAAACUGAUGGCUAGGAAUGAAAAAGUCACUGCUGCACGGAAUGAGCUACAAAAACGAAGCAAAGACAUUGACAAUCGAACCAAAGCAAUUACAGCGCUCGAAACAGAAAUUCAGCGUAAUAGUGCAGGUCGUUACGCCUUGCUUCGUCGUUGCAAGCUUGAGCAAAUUGCAAUUCCUCUCCAGGACGGUUCAAAGAAGCUAGACAGUCUUCCUGUUGAAGACAACUUUGCUCAACUUGACCCAGAUGCGAUGGAUGUGGAUGAGGAGGAGGAGGUUGAAAAUGAUCAACCAGUGGAGGGUGUCAAAGAUUAUGGGAUCGUGGUCGAUUUUGAGCAUCUCGAUGACGAUUUGAAAAAGGUAAGGUUUCUAUUCUGAGUAGUACAAAAGUUAUACUAAUUUCUAUCCAGCCGGAUGAGGAUGAAGUAGAAGAUAAACUACUGCAGAGAAUCAACGAUCUGAAUUCAGAACUCGAGAAACUCAAUCCAAACAUGCGAGCUAUAGAUCGUUUAGACGGCGUAGAAGCGCGACUGAAGUCAACCGAGAAAGAUUUCGAGGACGCUCGACGCAAGGCCAAGAGUUCUCGCGAUGCUUUCAAUGAAGUCAAAGAGAAACGUUUUGAGCUCUUCAACAAAGCCUUCACACAUAUUUCCGAGCAGAUUUCGCAUGUCUACAAGGACCUCACCCGAUCCGCUGCAUAUCCCCUUGGUGGACAGGCAUAUCUUGACUGUGAGGAUGGUGACGCGCCAUAUCUCUCUGGUAUCCGAUAUAAUGCCAUGCCUCCAUUGAAGCGUUUCCGUGAUAUGGAGCAUCUCUCUGGAGGUGAGAAGACCAUGGCAGCUCUCGCUCUACUCUUUGCAGUUCACUCCUAUCAGCCAAGUCCCUUUUUCGUACUUGAUGAGGUUGAUGCUGCGCUUGACAAUGCCAAUGUCGAGAAGAUCAAGAACUACAUUCGCGAGCAUGCUGGACCCGGCAUGCAGUUCAUCGUUAUCAGUUUGAAGACUGGUUUGUUUCAGGGAAGUGAGAGUUUGGUGGGUGUAUUCAGAGACCAAGAAGCAAAUAGCUCGAAGACGUUGACUCUUGAUGUAAGUCCCCCUCCAGUUAUUACAAACAAUUCCAAAACUAAACUGACGUUCUUAAUAGCUUCGAAAAUAUGUUUGAUGAUGAGGAUGAGGUGUGUACAGAUAGGAAGCUUAGGUUGGCUGUAUAUGGAUAAACGCGCAUUAUAGAAUUAUGGCUCUUGUGCUGUUUUCAGCUCAUCUGCGGCUUUGCUUAUAAUUUCACGACAUGACAUGAGGGGCGCGAUAUCGAUGAUUACCUACGUAGCACAAUUGGUGCUUCCUUCCAAUGUUAAUAAUGAAUUCAUC
Messenger RNA from Hymenoscyphus albidus, 4386 nucleotides. The record is from the annotation of a GenBank genome assembly. NCBI's taxonomy places the organism in Eukaryota, Fungi, Ascomycota, Leotiomycetes, Helotiales, Helotiaceae.